AUGAGUAGCUCGGAGUCAGAUCCAGAGGCACUCCUGUCAGAGAGCGCCGGGCAAGAAAGCAAGAGCUCGACUUCCAGCUUGGGCUGCAACUUCUACAUCCUUGCGUUCGAGGAGGCCCUGGUUCUAUAUCUCAUUAUUGCGGUUUUUCGUCAAGAUCUUGAGAAUCGUCCAAACAAGUGGCAGGUCACUGUCAUGCCGCUUGUGGGUCUCUUUGUGUUCCAUGUGUUCUUUCAAUACUUCUUUAGUCCUGACGAUCCCGUCACUGCUGGGUUGGAGGCCAUACAGGACGACAUGGAACAUGCCGACUUCCAGCAGCUUUUUGAUCAGUUGCAUAGUGCCGCGCCGAGUAUCGAGCACGUGGCAGUGGGCAUAAAAACAGGGUCAAAGGCUAUCGGUGGCGGACACAGGCUUUACAAUCAAGUUAAGCACAAGCAAACCGAGUCCCAGACCUUCGCCUUCACAAGCUGGCGAGAUGUGUCAGACCCGGUAUCAGGUUAUGAAGACUAUCCCUUUGCACAUGUGACGAUCACUGCAGAGUAUGAGUGCUUCGACGAGCCAACAGCUACCAAAGCAUCCAUGGAGAAGCAGGCUGUUAUGGCGGAGUGUGCGCGAAAAGCCCCAAGUGGAACUCAAGCCUUCCAUGACAUCAACAAGGUAACGUUGACUCCGAGCAUGGGUGUGAAGCCGGUCGAAGGUAGCCAGGAUUACGCCGUAACCCGCCCGGGCGAGAGCACGCCAUGCUGGCUGUCCCUCAAGGUCUACAAGAUUGGGUCAUAUCUCCUCCCACUGUUUGGGACGUGUUAUCGGUUCCUCUAUGUGCGCACUGUCCCACACCUCCACUACAAGAUCGUCAAGCAGGUGUCCGUGUUGCGGCAGGGAGGUGCGGACUGGCGAGCUCGCUAG
Molecule: messenger RNA, 903 nt
Organism: Symbiodinium sp. CCMP2456
Lineage: Eukaryota; Dinophyceae; Suessiales; Symbiodiniaceae
Source: the annotation of a GenBank genome assembly